Messenger RNA from Alternaria atra, 663 nucleotides. RefSeq lists its product as uncharacterized. Bases 1 to 663 code for a protein of 220 amino acids. The transcript is spliced from 2 exons. Gene Ontology annotation, biological process: transcription by RNA polymerase II; positive regulation of transcription by RNA polymerase II; negative regulation of transcription by RNA polymerase II. Gene Ontology annotation, cellular component: nucleus; negative cofactor 2 complex. The record is from RefSeq and is a predicted model, not a curated record. NCBI's taxonomy places the organism in Eukaryota, Fungi, Ascomycota, Dothideomycetes, Pleosporales, Pleosporaceae. Gene Ontology annotation, molecular function: RNA polymerase II general transcription initiation factor activity; transcription coactivator activity; core promoter sequence-specific DNA binding.
AUGGACAACAAUUGGGCUCCACAGUCGCCAGAUUUAUCUUCCUACUACUCCGCCGAGCAGCCUACUCAUCCCCAGCAUACAGGAUACAGAGGUUCAAUCUCCCACGUCGCACCCCUUUAUCCUCCACCAAAUCCUAUUCCGGCACUACAGAGCCACCCUGCGCCACAGCCUUUUAUGCCUCGUGGUGUCAAGAAGGAGGAGAGUAUGCAAGAUGCAGACUACAUGCCUGACGCGUCGGUGCCCGCGAUGAUGGCAGACGCGGGCAACGGCCUGGGCGGGGCAGACACGCCCAACACCGACAACAUCACCAUCAAGAACCACUUUCCUGUCGCGCGCAUAAAGCGCAUCAUGCAGGCCGACGACGAUGUUGGAAAGGUCGCCCAAGUCACGCCCGUCGUUGUUUCGAAAGCCCUCGAGCUCUUCAUGAUCUCCCUCGUCACCAAAGCCGCCGCCGAAGCCAAGGCGCGCAACUCUAAGCGCGUCGGCUCCAUCCACCUCAAGCAAGCCAUCACCAAGACCGACCGCUUCGACUUUCUUAACGAAAUCGUCUCCAAGGUCGCCGAUGCGCCGGAGAAGAGUGAGGGCGACAUGGACGUGGAUGGUAAGAAGAAGAAGACUUCGAGCCGGAAGAAGAAAAAGGCGGAGAGUGAUGAUGAAUUUUGA